AUGCUUUUGCCUCUUCACGCAACAGUGCGACACAUUUCGUCCAGAUCUCAUCAGGGAUUCCACAUUGUGGCCACAGGGAAAGCAAUGGUCUACCUCAAGCUAGGAUCGGUUACAAUCUCCCUUCAGGGCAAGGCUCCAAUCAAACUGGAUCCAGGCCACGUCAUUACUGUAUCUGAGAAUCGAAAUGCAGUUAAACUUACAUUUGAAAUGGAAGCCACACCAGGAGAAGCGCUGCGAGAUCUUGUCGACAACGACCGGUCGUACUGUUCUUGGCAAGCAGGCUCCAGUCAUUACGUCCGCUAUCUGGAUGACAAAGAGGUGUAUUUUCUGCAUGACACUGAAGGUGCGUGGCCAAGCCUUUACAGUACAAUAAUAUCUUAA
Cooperia oncophora is the source of this 381-nucleotide messenger RNA. Lineage: Eukaryota; Metazoa; Nematoda; Chromadorea; Rhabditida; Trichostrongylidae. The record is from the annotation of a GenBank genome assembly.